AUGAGCCCCUCUCCCUCCCAGCUCUGUGCUUUAUGGCUGGGUUGUGUGGGCUGGAUUCUAACCGUUGUAGCCCUGGGACUGGUCCAGUGGAGAGUUUGUUUGGUGUAUGAGGUAAGCCCGAGCUUAAUGGUCAGGCACUGCGGAUCCAUCAGCCUGUCGGAUUCGUCCACACCACCUGAGAUUGCGGCGGCUCAAGUCCUCAUGCUCCUGUCUCUGCUAGCGGGCCUGGUGGGGAACGGUGGUGGUGUUUAUACCCUGAGGAACGUCGACUUUGGCUUGGAGAAAAAUGUAACCAGCUGCUUCUGGAUCACUGGAGCACUGUUCUUGUCAGCUUCUGGGAUGUCACUCGUGCCCCUCGCAUGGAAUCAGAGCUCAGUGAUAGCCAAUCAGACCAUCACAUUCCCCCCUGGGUUAAAGAUGACCCGGGCCCCUGAUUCUCAGUACGUGGGGUGUGGCAUCACAGUGGGAAUGGUGGGCACGGUCCUCAUGGUAUUGUCUGGGCUUAUGUUCUGUAGAUUUGGGUUAUGCCUACCAGUGAAGUCACCAUGUGACAGGUUUGUUGAAAAAGAUAACCCAGUAUUUGAUUCGAAUUAACUUCGUCGUGAAAUUUAAGAUCAUUAGUUCUGAAGAUGGCGGCACG
Messenger RNA from Phycodurus eques (leafy seadragon), 640 nucleotides. Its product is annotated as claudin-34-like. Gene Ontology annotation, cellular component: plasma membrane; bicellular tight junction. Gene Ontology annotation, biological process: cell adhesion; bicellular tight junction assembly. NCBI's taxonomy places the organism in Eukaryota, Metazoa, Chordata, Actinopteri, Syngnathiformes, Syngnathidae. The record is from RefSeq and is a predicted model, not a curated record. Gene Ontology annotation, molecular function: structural molecule activity.